This is a messenger RNA of Brachypodium distachyon (stiff brome), 1616 nucleotides long. Its product is annotated as thioredoxin reductase NTRA. The record is from RefSeq and is a predicted model, not a curated record. Gene Ontology annotation, cellular component: cytoplasm. Gene Ontology annotation, biological process: removal of superoxide radicals. Gene Ontology annotation, molecular function: thioredoxin-disulfide reductase (NADPH) activity. Bases 108 to 1220 code for a protein of 370 amino acids. Lineage: Eukaryota; Viridiplantae; Streptophyta; Magnoliopsida; Poales; Poaceae. The transcript is spliced from 2 exons.
CCAGCGCGUCGGCCCGUUGCAGCCACCACUUGACGGCCCGGCCCAUUCUCCGCCAAAACGCACCCAAAAUCGUCGGCAGACGACUCCGCCGCCGCCCGCCGGCCUUGAUGCGCUUCUGCUCGAAGCUCGCCGCGCUGCUCCGGAGGUCCCGCCCCUUGGCUGCCACAGCAGCCGCCGCUACCGCCACCGGCACCGCUACCGCUGCUACCGCGGCCGCCGGCGGGAUGGAGGAAGCGGCUGCGGGCCCGCUGCGCACGCACGUGUGCAUCAUCGGGAGCGGGCCGGCCGCGCACACGGCGGCCGUCUACGCCGCGCGCGCUGAGCUGAAGCCCAUGCUCUUCGAGGGCUGGCUCGCCAACGACAUCGCCGCGGGCGGGCAGCUCACCACCACCACCGACGUCGAGAACUUCCCGGGGUUCCCCGAUGGCAUCCUCGGCAUCGAUCUCAUGGACCGCUGCCGCGCUCAGUCCGUGCGGUUCGGAACCAAGAUCUUCACCGAGACGGUCACCUCCGUGGACUUGUCGUCGCGCCCCUUCCGCGUCGCCUCCGACGACACCGUCGUCCACGCGGACACAGUCGUCGUGGCCACCGGUGCCGUCGCCCGCCGGCUCCAUUUCACCGGCUCCGAUGCGUUCUGGAACCGCGGCAUCUCGGCGUGCGCCGUCUGCGACGGUGCCGCGCCCAUCUUCCGUAACAAGCCCAUCGCCGUCGUCGGUGGCGGGGACUCUGCCAUGGAGGAGGCCAACUUCCUCACCAAGUACGGCUCGCGUGUGUACAUCAUCCACCGCCGUGACACCUUCCGCGCGUCCAAGAUCAUGCAGGCCCGGGCUCUUUCCAACCCCAAAAUCCAGGUCGUGUGGGACUCCGAGGUCGUGGAGGCCUACGGCGGCGCGGACAACAGUCCGUUAACCGGUGUCAAGGUCAAGAACCUUGUGACUGGCGAGGUAUCUGAAUUGCAGGUGGCCGGGCUCUUCUUUGCAAUUGGGCACGAGCCAGCAACCAAGUUUCUGGGCGGACAGCUCGAGCUUGACGCCGAGGGUUAUGUGGUAACGAAGCCCGGCUCCACACACACCAGUGUGAACGGAGUCUUCGCAGCUGGGGAUGUUCAGGACAAGAAGUACCGCCAGGCCAUUACUGCCGCAGGAUCAGGUUGCAUGGCUGCUUUGGAUGCGGAGCACUACCUGCAGGAGGUUGGAGCACAGGAAGGGAAGACUGAUUGACUAAAGCAGCUGCCAGUUCUGUCAGAUCUUCAUUGGUGCCAAAAUCUGAACUUUAAGGCACAAUAUUAUGAAUUGUGGUUGCUACACAAAAAGUGUUUCUAGGUCACAAAUAUAUGAAUAUGUUGUUGGAUAUGGGUUCCGACGCACAAGAAAUGGUGCGGACGAUUUCGAUUACCAAUUCAUGAAGGACAACGAAUCAAUUGAAUUGUGAUUACUGUAAGCAGGCGGCUUCAUCUCAAAGAGAGUCAGAAGCUUUGAUGCAUUUCUCCUCUGAUUCAUUAUCAGCAAUACUAAUUAGUAUUGUUGUGUUGCUCAUUUCUAUUUUUCUGGUAGGGAAUUGUAAAAAGAAGGAAUUAUUCAGUGGAAUGGAAAUGGAUACACUAUGUGUGCAAACUA